Messenger RNA from Trichoderma virens Gv29-8, 318 nucleotides. RefSeq lists its product as uncharacterized. NCBI's taxonomy places the organism in Eukaryota, Fungi, Ascomycota, Sordariomycetes, Hypocreales, Hypocreaceae. The record is from RefSeq and is a predicted model, not a curated record. Bases 1 to 318 code for a protein of 105 amino acids. The transcript has 2 exons.
AUGGGAGGAUAUGAGCAUAACGAUGAGCCCAGGCAAAGUCACGCGAGGAGCCCAGCCAAGUUCCGCGGAGACUCCGACUCCCCGAGGCCAAUUGACCAGUCAGCACGUCUCCUCGGCUGGGUGGAGACGAACCAAGCAGACAAAUCGGGGGCCAGUCGGGAUGGUGGAGAUGGGCCAUCAAGUCGCGCCACUCGAAGACUUUUGGCUCCCGUUUUCCCAAGCGCUCGUGCCAUGUACCUCCUUGAGCCGAGCAAGUCCCGAACAAGCGUCCGCUGUGGGGAAAGGAAGGGCUUCCAGAAGGACGGAUGGAAACUCUGA